This is a messenger RNA of Drosophila eugracilis, 930 nucleotides long. Its product is annotated as protein D3. The transcript has 3 exons. NCBI's taxonomy places the organism in Eukaryota, Metazoa, Arthropoda, Insecta, Diptera, Drosophilidae. Bases 332 to 868 code for a protein of 178 amino acids. The record is from RefSeq and is a predicted model, not a curated record.
AUGCGUUUGUAGUAAAAAUGCCUAAAUAAUGCCAGUUCGCAUAAGAGCUUUGCUAUCGCUGAGAGCGCUUUUCACAAUUUUCCAUAGACGACAAAUCAAUGUCGGAAUACUGACCAAUAAGUUUUAGCUGUUGCCAUCGCCGGAUAACCUUGAGUGAUUUCGACAUUCAGAUAUUAAUUAAUUGAACUGGAAAUUUUAAUAAAACCUUAAGACAUCCGCUGUAUCAGAGGGAAGCUUUUGCUUUGUUAUCACCCAGCCGGCUUGGUCAUCAGUGAUAAGGCCACGACAAAACCGUACCGUCAUCUUUUUCGGCUGACACGUUAUACGUAACAUGGAUGACAUAGUGCCCGAUGUUCUGGAUGCGGUUCCCGCUGAGACCAUUAAGGUCACCUAUGGCGAUGGCCUUCAGGUAAAGCAGGGCAACGAGCUGACCCCCACCCAAGUGAAAGAUCAACCGAUUGUCGACUGGUCUGGUCUGGAGGGCAAGUCCAACCUAGUCACCCUACUUAUGGUGGAUCCCGAUGCUCCGACUCGUCAGGAUCCCAAGUUCCGUGAGAUCUUGCACUGGGCUGUCGUAAACAUCCCCGGCAGCAAUGUCGAUCCAUCGGGAGGUUAUCCCCUAGCAGCCUACGUUGGUUCCGGACCGCCGGAGGGAACUGGCCUACAUCGCUACAUCUUCUUGCUCUACCGUCAGGAGAACAAAAUUGAGGAGACGCCCUCCAUAUCCAACACCACUCGUGCUGGUCGUUUGAACUUCAACGCCCGGGAAUUUGCCGCCAAGCACGGAUUGGGGGAACCCAUCGCCGCCAAUUAUUACCAGGCCCAGUACGAUGACUAUGUGCCCAUCCGAAAUAAGGCUUUUGGAUAGAUUUCUGUAUAUAUCAUGCCGUGUCUGCUAUUCCCAAUCAAUAAAGUCUACCCACUCGCUUA